UAGAAGUAGCUCCAAGUUAUGAUUUCAAGUUUGACGUUUUAGUAAAAAAGGUAAAUUUAUGUAUUUUUGAAAACCAGUCUAUAUUAAAUGCUGUAAUCGAUUAUUGUAUGUGACGGAAGCAAACUCGAGUUUAUUGGUGUGACAACGAAAUGCGAUCAGAACUUACCGCAAUAAAUCGUGAUAAAAGAUAAAGGGAGGCGAUAACAGGUGCUGAUCCAAUGCCAUACAUUUUAGUGCGCGGAAAUUUAGCAGCGUACGGCCAGAGGUAUCCUUGGAGAGUGUUAGUGUCAGGUCUAAAGGCGGCAGACAUAGAACAGUUGAACAGAUUUGCAUCAGGGGGCUACUGUGACGAUUCCACAAUUGUAUAUAUGCAACAUCCCUGUGUAAUUCUAACGGCUCUGGAAGUUCUAGGCUAUAAAGUUGUUGCAUCUUCAUCUACCAGCGUCAAGCAGGAUUAUAAUGAAUACAUGUGGACUAUGAGAAAGGAGUUCACAGAACCUGAACCCAUUGUGGUGUCACCAACCAAAGCUUUGGAGAAGCUACAUUUGGAAAAAAGCCAAACAUAACAUGGAAAUUCCAGCAAGCCUGCUAAUGUCAUCAGGAACUUAUGGCUAUGUAGCAGUUAAAGCCUCCAUACAUGCAUCUGAUAGUGCUGUGUUUGGAUUGAAUGAUGAUGAGAUCAAAGCAAUGGUCAAACGAUUUUCAGAUUAU
This is a messenger RNA of Cylas formicarius (sweet potato weevil), 711 nucleotides long. RefSeq lists its product as uncharacterized. The record is from RefSeq and is a predicted model, not a curated record. Gene Ontology annotation, biological process: negative regulation of biosynthetic process. Bases 219 to 566 code for a protein of 115 amino acids. The transcript has a single exon. NCBI's taxonomy places the organism in Eukaryota, Metazoa, Arthropoda, Insecta, Coleoptera, Brentidae.